Ectocarpus siliculosus is the source of this 1047-nucleotide messenger RNA. The record is from the annotation of a GenBank genome assembly. Lineage: Eukaryota; Phaeophyceae; Ectocarpales; Ectocarpaceae.
AUGGCGCUCAGUCUCACCAUGAACUCCAUCAGUCCGGAACAAGACUGGACUUCCACUGGGCCUCAUCGGAAGGAUAAGGCUCCAGCGCUGGCCAGACAUACGAAGACGGAGGAAGGCGGCGGCGCCGACGAGACUGAACCAGUUGAUUCCGCUCUUCAAGCCGCGACGGUUGGAGGAGAGGAUCUGCGAAAGCUGCUUUUCGCAAAGGUGGAGGAAGAGUUAGCGAGGCGGCAGGCCGUUGCGGCUAAGGCGGCGGCGGCUAAGGCGGUGACGGCGGUGACAGAGGCGGCUGCGGAGGCCGCGGCGACACCGGUACAAGAGAUGGCUGCGGCGACGGCGGUGCCAGCGAUGGCGGUGCCAGCGACGGCGAUGGUAACGGAUGAAUCUCAGCACAUGCUACCGGGGCUCUACGUCCCCUCCCCGCCGAUUCCCCCGCUGGAGUACUCCUAUCGUCCUAUCCUCGACCGGACAGCAAAGUUCGCCGUGCACUGCGGGUUCUGCUCAGCAGUUGCCCCACUGCUCCUUGACCACAUCGUGUCGACAGUGUACGGAGCGCAGUUCGCAGGCAGCGUGGCGAUGCUGACGACCGCCGACGUGGACUACAUGUUCCACGUUUUCUGGAACUACGUGGUCACAACGUACACCAGGGAGGAGAUAUUCUUCAGGAUGGUCACCCGCCCAGGUAACAGCGGGAUCAUGAGGGACAACCUACGACCUUUGAUCGCUGUAUCCGUGCAAUACCACCAGGACUUCAUCGUCCUAUCCCCUCUGAACAAGGUCCUCUUUGUGGAGAACGUUCUGACGGACAUUUUCUUCAGGAAUGGUCGCUGCGGGGUGAUCGGCCUCCAAGACCUGUGCCGAAGCGACCUGGUGGCAUCUCUGAGUGCAGUGGGGCGGCACGAGAUCGUCUUUUCGGAUUCCGCCUAUCUUUCGUGGCAUAUCGACGGCGCCAAGAUGAUCCCGGGUGAAUCGAGUCCGGUCUUCAACGGGGCCUUCACAAGCGGCCACUGGGACUAUCCUCCCGCUGCCAGCAUUUAUGCCUUCUGA